AUGUCUUCCGAGCGUUCUCGUUUGCGUGAAAAAGCAGGUUUUCUUAAAAACCGCGUCUUGUCGGUUGUCGCAUCGGCUUCGGCGUCUUACUAUGCAGGGACAUCGACCGCCGAACCUACAGACAUAAACGAGUUGGAGUCUCAAGUGCUUGCCACGGCUCACGAAGAUUUAAGGACAGUCGAGCAGCAUUGUAUAUUAAUUCCUACAUAUGCUUUUCUGGAUCCAGAAAACGAAGGCAUGUGGAAUGUGCGAGUACGCGGAUGGGCUUAUUCUAUGAAAAAGAGUCGAAAACGAAGGGUUGCACGAAAAGUGACUGGCGUGACAAAAGACGAUGUUCGCAACAGACAUCUCGAAGAACGUUUCGGUAUGUUUCUCGCCAAGAACCUCCGUCAUCAACGCUAUACCGUCGAGAUCACCGGUGUCGCGCAACCCACGCACAUGGAACUGGAUUACGAGUUGGAUUCUGACUAUGAAGACGAUCAAGUCUUUAACAACGGUAUUCCGGAUUCCAAAAAGACAUCGUCGGCGGAUGAGGACGAUUUAUCUUCGAGUGGAAGUAGCGAGGGAAACGACGAUGAUUCGAGUGUGAGCAAAAAAGUGGAAAUCGUCGAAGAACAGGAUCUCGAAGAGCCUGUGAUACAUGUCACGAGUAAUACCGGUCAUUUCUCCGGAAAGAUUUUGAUUCCUACGGCUGCGGUUGAUAAAUGGAUAGCUGCAGUGAGCGAUUGCAGAAAGAACGUGAGACUGUUGCAAUUGCAGGCUACGCCGGAAGGAAGGAGAAAACCUCACGCAUCGCCCGGUUUGGCGAAUUUGGUCGAGUUAGAGGGCCUUUCCAUCAUAUCUGACAUUGAUGAUACAAUCAAAGACACUAACAUUGGUGGUGGUGCACGUGCAGUGCUCAAUAAUACCUUUUUACUUGAGACGAAAGAGGUUACAGGCAUGGCGAAUGUCUAUAUGAAUUGGUAUAAUCGCGGGGCAUCAUUUCACUAUGUCUCCAACUCGCCAUGGCAGCUAUUCCCUAUGCUUACAGCAUUCUUUCACACCAAGAAAUUUCCGCCUGGAUCAGCUCAUCUGAAGUUUUAUAAUGAUUUGGUGAGAACACUAUUAGAUGAACCGCAGAGAAAUAAAAGAGAUACCAUAUUGGAGAUAUUGAAAGACUUUCCCAAGCGUAAAUUUAUAUUAAUUGGAGACAGUGGUGAAAUUGAUAUGGACAUUUAUUCUGCCAUAGCCAAGGAACAUCCAAACCAAAUCCACCACAUAUUCAUUCGUGAUGUCUCGACUGAACGUCUCAAGGAUCUGCCUGCUCCUCCGGCUAAACGUUCUCGUUCUUUCCCCUUUAUUCCCAGUCGCACUUCGUCCUCAAAUUCCUUCAAAAGCAGCAAAUCUAUGCCAGCAAUUGCCACCAAUGCCAAUACUGCCAACAAUACCGGCAAUGGAACUCCUGCUUUAGAGAGCCCCGUAUCUCCGGUUUCAGAUGAGAUGAGCCCGUUGGAUAGUCCGGAAUAUCACCCUACAGAUUUUUCAAAGACGCCAUUAGAGGAAUUUCACGAGAGAGUGGAAAAAUGCAGGGCUAUGACUCCCAACGAGGCCUUUACACUGUUCAAGGACGCGACAGAGUUGGAGCAUCAUGAAGCUCUCGACACUGCGUUUGAACUAGUGAAAAGAUCGAGACUAUUUGAGUAA
Molecule: messenger RNA, 1683 nt
Organism: Paraglomus occultum
Lineage: Eukaryota; Fungi; Glomeromycota; Glomeromycetes; Paraglomerales; Paraglomeraceae
Source: the annotation of a GenBank genome assembly